Molecule: messenger RNA, 3408 nt
Organism: Cantharellus anzutake
Lineage: Eukaryota; Fungi; Basidiomycota; Agaricomycetes; Cantharellales; Hydnaceae
Product: P-loop containing nucleoside triphosphate hydrolase protein
Exons: 30
Coding region: 1-3408 (1135 amino acids)
Biological process (GO): double-strand break repair via homologous recombination
Cellular component (GO): nucleus; site of double-strand break; Smc5-Smc6 complex
Molecular function (GO): single-stranded DNA binding; damaged DNA binding
Source: RefSeq, a predicted model, not a curated record
AUGGUCAACAAACGACGUCAAGCAGAUCGUGAUAGUGAAUCGGAGGUCGAGGAACUUGGGGGCGGUGCCUCGUCUUCACCAUCCCACCAGAAGCGUGCUCGCCGGGAAGCUGAAGACUCAGAUGAAGAGCGGGAGCGCCAGAAACGCGAGGAUGCCGAAUUUGAGGCGCGCUGGGAAGAAAGAAUACGCGCUGAGCUUAACAAGCAAGCGAAGAAGAAAGGAGGCAUCGCAGAGAUUGGGAUCAUACAGCAAAUAGACUUAUAUAACUUCUUGUGUCACAAGAACUUAACGGUCAAGUUUGGUUCUCAGAUAAACUUUGUGAUUGGUCACAACGGCAGUGGAAAAAGCGCGGUUUUGACCGCCAUAGCUGUGGCACUCGGUGGAAAAGCUGCCAUGACCGGUCGCGGCAAUGGGCUGAAGUCAUUAAUCAAAGAAGGGGAGAAUGCGGCCGAGGUUUCUAUUCGAAUUAAGAAUGAAGGACCAGAGGCCUACAAACCUGACAUUUAUGGGAAGAGCAUCGUCAUUACUCGUCACUUUACCGCGUCUGGGACAUCCGGGUACAAGAUCAAGUCUACACUAGAGGGACGCAAGGGGAAUGAGAAAGUCAUCUCAACGACGAAAGAUGAGUUAAAUGCCAUAACGGAUCAUAUGGGCAUCCAGGUAGACAAUCCGUUGAACAUCUUAACGCAAGAUCUUUCGCGACAGUUUAUUGCUUCAUCAAGUCCGGCGGAGAAAUACCAGUUUUUCCUGAAAGGGACACAACUUCAACAACUUUCUGAGGAAUACAACACUAUCCUUGAGAACAUCGACAGGACAACUUCUGUUCUCGGAGCGAAACAAGAGGCCAUCCCUGACUUGAGGGUCCAGUUCAAAGAAGCUCAAACCCGUUGGACCCAGGCGACAGAAAUGCGGAAUAAUGAGAACAGGCUUCAAGAGUUACUUAAGGAGUUGGCGUGGGCCUACGUCGCGGCUAAGGAAAAGGAGUUCGCCAAGUCCAGCGAGACAUUGGGGGACGAACGUCGCCAAUUGGAAAAACUGGAAUCCAAAGCCUUGGAGCAAGAGGCCAUUCACAAGCGUGUUGAGAGGGAAAUUGAAGAGGCCGAAGCCGAGCUCCGUUCUGCCUCUGAGUCACAGACAGACCGGCUGGAUGCACUCAAGAGCGAAAAGGAAGGGCAUAAGUCGGAGGAGAAAGCUUUGAAUGACCAGUUAGAAGAAAUCAAGUCCCAGCGUCUAAGUCUUCAGGAAGAGGCUAGGAAAACAAAAGCAGAAAUUGAUCUGUACAAGCGCAAGAUUGCUGAUGAACAGAAGAAACUCGACGACAUCAAAUCAGGUAAACGUCUUGAGCUCGAGAAGCGUAUGAGGACGCUCCAGGAAUCCAUCGAAAAAAGCAACAAUGAAAUACAAGAAUACGAUGACGAACUGCAAACGUUAGGGAUACGCACCACCGAAAUUGAAACAGAAAUAAACCGUAAAUCCCAGGAGAAAGCCAAUGCCAUUCGGGAACAGCAGAUGGCCCAGGAGCACAAACGGGUGUAUGAGGGUCAACUUCGUGACAAGUUCAACGCAUUUGGUUCUAAUAUACCACAGGUCUACGCGCGGAUUAAGAAAGAGACGUGGGAAGGGGCUGCUCCCCUUGGCCCCAUUGGUGCCUAUGUGCAUGUGGUCGAUCGGAAGUAUACCGACCUAGUGAGACUCACUGUUGGCAACAUGAUGUCGUCAUGGAUAGUCACAACUCCAGCGGACCAACGUAAAUUGAGAACAAUACUUGAUUCGUAUGGAAACCAGCAAUCUAAUACAAUUGUUUCCGGAGUGGAACUUUUUGAUUACUCUGAAGGCGAGCCUCCAGCCCAGAUUCCUACAGUCCUUCGAGUUUUGAAGUUUUCAAAUGAGCUAGUCAAAUGUGUUAUGAUCAAUGUGGCCAAAAUUGAACAAAUGUCCUUCGCGGACACUCGCGCAGCCGCGGAUUCUACACUCGUAGAACUUGCUGCUCAGGAUAUUUAUGGUUUUAAAUUUUAUACCUUGGAUGGAUUCCAAGUCCAACGUUAUCGUGAUAAAGGAGGAUCUUCCAUUAACCUGGGGAGAUUGGGGGAAGUGAAUUUGGGUCUUUUCGCCGGGUCUGAGGGGGAUGUCCGUCAAAAACUCCAGGAGGCGGCCCAGAAUGCUACGCAGCUCACGGCUACUGUGGAAAGCCUGAGCGCAGACAUCCUGCGAAUUAAGGAGGACGCCCGUUCCAACGAGAACCGGAAGCAUGCAAUCCACACUUCGCAACGACAGUUGCGCAACGAUAUCGCUCGCAAGGAAGAAGACUUGCGUAACUGCAAGUCCGAACUUUCCACAGGCCAGCCAGCUGAGAUUGAUAUUUACGAACAGCAACGAGAGCUCCAAGAACGCGAACGAGAGCGCUUUUUAGCUGAUAUCGCUGAGGUUGCACAGAAAGAGAUGGAUGUGCAAGCACAAAGGAAAGCAGUUCAAGAGAAUAUUGCAGGUGUGGAGCAAAGGGUUUUCGAACUUCGCAACGCUACCAAACAUCUCUCUGAUAAAAUUCAAGACUUGGUUCCUCAGAGGGUUGAGGCUGGAUCGAAGCUUAAGCAUUGGCAGGACAAGAUUACUGCUACCAAAGGUAAACUUGUGAAACUGGAAGCGGAUACGGCUACACUCCAGGAAGAAUUCACGGAUUGGUCUCAAAAAGCCGAGGGGCGUUACGGAGAGAAGAUCGAACGGCCUCGCUCGGUCGAGGCUCUGGAGAAGAUUCGCGACCAGCUUCGUGCUUCAAUCAAAAACCAUGUUAAGACAUUGGGUGCUACGAUUGAGGAACUUGAUGCGGAGGUCAUCAGGACCAAGGAAGUCUACACUCGAGCAAAGAAAGAGUUUGAAGAACUGCAGCAACUGAAUGCCUGCCUCAAAAAAUCCCUUUCAAUCCGUAUGGAGCAAUGGGCUAACUUCCGAAGACACAUUGCUAUACGCUGCAAGAUGCAGUUCUCAUAUCAUCUCGCUAAUCGAGGCUAUUACGGAAAAGUCAUUAUGGAGCACAAUACUGAUCAUCAUGGUGGCACGCUGAACUUGAAGGUUCAAACAGACGAUCAAGCCGGUACAGGAGGGUCCAAGGACAAAGACCCCAAAUCCUUGAGUGGAGGUGAAAAGUCAUUUGCAACGAUUUGCCUACUCCUUGCUCUUUGGGAGGCGAUUGGGUGUCCUAUUCGAUGCUUGGACGAGUUUGACGUGUUCAUGGACGCUAUCAACAGGAAAAUCAGUAUGAAGAUGAUUAUUGAAACUGCCAAACAGAGUGACAGUCGCCAAUUUAUUCUGAUCACACCCCUUGAUAUCUCCAACGUACCCAAAUCUGCUGAAAUCCGGAUUCAUCGUAUGCAUGAUCCGGAACGCGGUCAGACAAGUCUCGGCUUUAGUUGA